Lodderomyces jiufengensis is the source of this 1311-nucleotide messenger RNA. RefSeq names its product dolichyl-diphosphooligosaccharide-protein glycotransferase (gene WBP1). The coding region runs from base 1 to 1311 and encodes 436 amino acids. Gene Ontology annotation, cellular component: endoplasmic reticulum membrane; oligosaccharyltransferase complex. The transcript has a single exon. The record is from RefSeq and is a predicted model, not a curated record. Lineage: Eukaryota; Fungi; Ascomycota; Pichiomycetes; Serinales; Debaryomycetaceae.
AUGCGUCAAUUCAUAUAUUUAUUAAUAAGUUGUUUAUGUUUAACUAUAGUGAAUGCCGUGUCAUCAAAACAAUCAUCAGAAAAAGAAUAUGCAUUAAUUUUAUAUGACCCAGAAUUAAUACCUUUAAACAGUACAGAUAUAUCAUUAUUGAGUCCUGAAAUUCAAACAUUUGUAAAUUAUUUAAAAGAGAAUUAUGAUUUAACAAUUGCUGAUUAUAAUGAUGAAGAAGUUGAAUUAUUUUACCAAGAUUAUUUAAGGUUCGAUCAAUUAAUUCUUUUACCAUCACUGAAAAAGGGGAUCAAGAAUAAAUCAAAUUUGAAUCAAGAGUCAUUAACAAAGUUCAUUAAUGAAGGUGGAAAUAUUUUUGCAGUCGGUGGGUCUUCAAGUACUUUACCUGAUGGAAUUAGAUCAUUCUUAAAUGAAAUUGGAAUUUACCCAAGUCCUAAAAAUUACAAAUUCAUUGAUCAUUUUAAUUCCAAAAAUAAUAAAAUUCAAUUGAAUGAAGAAACCAACUUAAUUCCUGGUAAUAAGAUUAUAAAUAACUUGAAAACUGCUGAGUAUAAUGAUGGGAAUACAGUUUUAAUCUCAAAUAAUGAUUUAAUCCAACCAAUAUUAAAAUCUUCUAAAACCGGAUACACUAACAAAAUUGGAGAAUCAAUUCAUGGUGAAACAACUUGGACUUUUGGAGAACAAGGUUAUUUAGCCGUGGGAUUCCAAGCGUUAAAUAAUGCAAGAUUAGUAUGGAUCGGAUCAAUUGACUUAUUAAAUGAUGAAUCAUUAUAUAAAUGGUGUUUCCAAGAAACUGGAGUUAUAAAAUUAGAUUUUGUUCAACAUUCAAAUGAUAAUGAACCUACAAAAUUAAAUCCUCAUUUAUAUAGAAUUAAAGACAAUGCCAUCUAUACAAUUGGAAUGUCAGAAUUAGUGGAUGGAGAAUGGGUGCCAUAUAAAGUCGAAAAUACAGAGGAUAAUUUACAAAUGUCAUUUAAAAUGUUAGAUCCUUAUCAAAGAUUGAAUUUAUUACCUAUGGGACCAGUAAGUUCAAAAGAAAACUCUACAACUUUGGAUAGUUUUGCAUAUUAUGUCAAUUUCACAAUUCCAGAUCAUCAUGGUAUGUUUACAUUUGAGUUGGAUUAUAAGAGAAAUGGAUUAAGCUAUAUUUUAGAUAAAAAAGUUGUAACUGUUAGACAUUUAGCAAAUGAUGAAUUCAAAAGGUCUUGGGACAUUUCAAACUCUUGGUUAUACAUCGCUAGUACUGCGUUGGUUAUAAUAUCAUGGAUCAUAUUUGUAGUUAGUUACGUAUAUAUAGUAUAG